Messenger RNA from Bombus impatiens (common eastern bumble bee), 1227 nucleotides. RefSeq names its product serine protease inhibitor dipetalogastin-like. Gene Ontology annotation, molecular function: serine-type endopeptidase inhibitor activity; protein binding. The coding region runs from base 63 to 1172 and encodes 369 amino acids. NCBI's taxonomy places the organism in Eukaryota, Metazoa, Arthropoda, Insecta, Hymenoptera, Apidae. The transcript is spliced from 7 exons. The record is from RefSeq and is a predicted model, not a curated record.
AUCUCGUAUAAAAUACGGUUCAUAAAAUAACUUUAAAGUAUGUACUUAUACCUACGCCUACCAUGAAGUACUUUUUAUUCUUUUUCGGUUUCACACUGAUCUGUAGAAGAGGGUGGACUUUUAUAUUGGCGAACAAGCGAAUUUUUUACCAAAAUUGCGAAAUUUUUAAUAACGUAGAUUUGUAUGAUGGUCCAGUAUGUGGUAGUGAUGGCAUUACUUAUGCCAACGAUUUAUACCUGGACUGCGUUAACUAUCAGACAUUUCAGAACGUGAUACCAAUGCAUUCUGGAUAUUGUUUACCGGUGGAUGAUUACUGCAAGAUAAAUCUGUUUUAUCGGCCGAUCUGUGGAUCGGAUGGGCACACGUACACGAACCUGGAAUCACUUUCAUGCGUUAAUUACAAUCGUUCGCAGAAUGUAACAGUAGUUUUAAGCGGUCCUUGCAAAGUUAUGGAUCGCUGUUAUAGCUACAAGACCUUAUCGUACGGUUCCAACGGUGUCUGCGCGAAUAAUGGUUUGACCUAUGGAAACGCGGCUCAGGUGAACUGUCUCCGACAGAUUAACGUUGAUCUGAGGAUUCUUCAUAACGGUAGUUGCACGGUUAGGGAGGUUUAUGAUAUUUAUGACAGCGUCGAAAAGAUCUGUGACAUUGCCAAUAGUAGGUUCGAAUGGAAUCCAGUGUGUACUUCAGAUGGCGUUACAUAUCAUAAUCCUUUUAAGUUUUUGUGUUACAAAGCUCGUGAUUUGAAGACGUUGGUAUCAGAUAACGAGUGCGAGAAGAACACGCAGUUCUCGUGUGCUCAUCUCAAAUCCUCUGCUAAGACCUUCAGUGCAAAGGACGAGGUUUGCGGAAACGAUGGCGUUACCUACCAAAGUAUCCAUCACUUACAAUGCCACAACAAUCAAAAUAAAUAUUUGUCCCUGAAGCAUUCUGGAGCCUGCGUCGACCCCGACGACAACCCCUGCAGAUCCAUACCCGAGGAAAGUCUCCGAUUUCCGGUGUGUGGAAGCGAUAACUUGUCGUACGUGAGCCCAGAGGCUUUAUGGUGCGCGAAAUUGAAGUUUCCAGAUAAAAGUGAGCUAAUCUUGCUUGGUCUUUACAAACUUCAAACCCUAAAGGCUAUCAUGAGCGAAAUUUCAUAUAAAUUUCCUUCCAAUAUUACCAUCCUAUAACGAGACCAUCACGGGCGAUAAUUUUUCUAUUCUUUAUCCUAAUAUCCAAUCAUAC